Chlamydomonas reinhardtii is the source of this 1928-nucleotide messenger RNA. RefSeq lists its product as uncharacterized. Gene Ontology annotation, molecular function: zinc ion binding; oxidoreductase activity. The transcript is spliced from 17 exons. The record is from RefSeq and is a predicted model, not a curated record. Lineage: Eukaryota; Viridiplantae; Chlorophyta; Chlorophyceae; Chlamydomonadales; Chlamydomonadaceae. The coding region runs from base 103 to 1689 and encodes 528 amino acids.
GCGACGGCUCGCAGCUUUACUUACACUUUAGACAUCCACAAGUCAACCGACACAGCAAAGUGCCAAUAAUUGCUGACAGACAGCUGCUACACACACUCAGGGAUGGAGGCGAUCACUAAGGGCGUCGCGAAGCUCGGCGCUGCUGUGGGCCUGGGCACUGGCGAUGACGACACACGCACACAGAUCGACACAGGCGGCAACCUGCAAGACUUCAUGGGACACCCCUUUGAGAAGAACACACAGCGCUCCGGCGGCAACCUGGGCGGCAAGGUGAUUCGCACCAGCGGCGGCGUGACGGUCACCAGCAACAAGGACCCGGAGAAGCGCAUGCGGGCGGUCACCUGGCAUGGCCCCAAGAAGAUUGUGAUGGAGGAGCGCCCGCGCCCGAUGAUCACCGACCCGACGGACGCCGUGCUGCGGGUGACCAGCAGCGCCAUCUGCGGCUCCGACCUGCACCUGUACCUGGGGUCCGCGCCCGGCAUGCAGCGCGGCGACGUGUUGGGGCACGAGUUCAUGGGCUUCGUGGAGGAGGUCGGCCCCGAGGUGAAGCACGUGAAGAAGGGCGACCGCGUGGUGGCGUGUUUCGACAUUGCGUGCGGGCACUGCCGCUCCUGCAGCCGCGGCGCCUUCAGCGGCUGCGACAUCACCAACCCCUCCAAGGACCAGGAGAUGAUGUACGGCGCGCGGACUGCUGGCAUGUUCGGCUAUGCGCACGUGACGGGCGGCUAUGAGGGAGGGCAGACCGACUACGUGCGUGUGCCGUUCGCGGACGUCAAUCUGCUGCACGUUCCCAAAGACCUCCCCGACAACAAGCUGCUGCUGCUGUCCGACAUCAUGAGUACGGCGUGGUUCGCCAACGAGCUGGGCUCCGUGGGGCCAGACACCACCGUGGCCAUCUGGGGGGCGGGGCCGGGCGGCAUCCUGGCGGCUCACAGCGCCCAGGUCCGCGGAGCGCCCCGCAUCAUCCUCAUCGACAACCAGCAGUACCGGCUGGACCACGCGGCGGCGCGCAUCCCCGGCCUCGACACCAUCAACUUCGGCCGGGAGAAGGUGAAGGAGGCUCUGGAGCGGCUGGUGCCGGGCGGCCCGGACGUGUGCAUCGAGGCGGUGGGCUUCCACUACUGCAAGAGCCUGGUGCACGCGGUCAUGGUCAAGACGCUGAUGGAGACCGACACAGCCGACAUCCUGAACGAGCUCAUCUACUGCUGCCGCAAGGGCGGCACCAUCGCCUGCAUCGGCGUCUACGUGGGCCUGGUCAACGGGUUCAACAUCGGCGCCCUCAUGGAGAAGGGUCUCACGCUCAAGGCCGGACAGACGCCCGUGCAGAAGUACUGGGGGCAUCUGCUGGAAAUGGUCAAGAGCGGUAAACUGGACCCAACCAUGAUCAUCACGCACGAGCUGCCGAUUGAGGACGCGCCGCACGCCUACAAGAUCUUCAAUGACAAGACGGAUGGGUGCAUCAAGGUCGUUCUCAAGACCGGCAUGGGCGCACCGGAGCAGCAGCAGCAACACAAGGAGCGGGAGCAGGAGCGCAUGCGGUGGCUGCGCGCCGCGCUGGUGUACCGCAUGGGCCAGAAGCAGUUGGCGCGCGCGUGGCUGGUGCGCGCCAAGGCCGAGCUGACGAACCUGCUGGCGCUCAUGCGCGACAUGGAGACGCGCCGCAGCUCGCUGGAGCGCGCUAAGAAGUGAAAAAUGUGUGUGCCGCGGGCUCCAGUUGCGGUUGAUGAGUGGUGUUGUAUGUCGUUAUGGCCGCUUCCCGUCCAGGGGCGUGCCAUGUAACAAAAUGUUUCAGCCAACUAGCCAAGGCCUGCAUUUCGCGCUAGUACGCUGCUACGGAGGGGUGCUCUUGUGAGGCGUGAGGCUCCCGUGGCGUGGACGGGCCGACCCGGUCCCGGCCAAUGAGCGCUUGUACCCUCAUUACGGUAGUC